Hydractinia symbiolongicarpus is the source of this 1676-nucleotide messenger RNA. RefSeq lists its product as uncharacterized. The transcript is spliced from 3 exons. The coding region runs from base 398 to 1231 and encodes 277 amino acids. Lineage: Eukaryota; Metazoa; Cnidaria; Hydrozoa; Anthoathecata; Hydractiniidae. The record is from RefSeq and is a predicted model, not a curated record.
UGCGUCCGUAGCUCUGUUCAUUAGUAAUUUUUGACAGAAAAGAAGACUACAAAAAGUAAUUUACUACGUAAAAUAAUACAUAUUUAACAUCGAAAUGCCAAAACCAUACCUCGGGUAUACCACAUUUUUUAAGUUUGAUUGAAAAUAUUCAAAUACUUUCUAUAUAAAUAUUUUUCUGUUCAUUUAUAUUCAAAAUCAAUAUAUCAAAAACAUAUCGCUGGUUCACCACAAUUUUCAAGUUCGAUUCAAAGUACUUUCUAUAUUUAAGUGUUUCUCUGUAUUCCAUUCAUAUCCGUAAUACAACUUAAAUAAUUUAUAAUAAGUUUCUAUUUGUUUCUUUUAAACUUGAUAAGACAAAAACAGUUUAACAAGCAAAACUCACCAAUUCAAAAAGAAGAUGUUUAUAUUCUUAAAGAUUGCAGUUUUUACAUUGCAAAUUCUUUUUGUUUGGGGUGGUUAUUAUACUUUGGAUGAUGAAUUGCCCGACGGCGGUGUAACAAAGUAUUUUAAAAACUGCACUGAAGUGAGCUGUUUGUUGCAAUGUGAAAGAGAGAAACAAUGUGACCGAAUCAUGUUUAAGUUACACAAUAAACAGAUGAGAAAUGGAGAGUGUUGGUUUGUUAAGAACACAACUGAUAAAGGGGAAGAGAUGCAGACUUUGAAAAAAGACAAAUCCAUUAAAAGCUAUCAAAAGACGACACCUGAAUGCCCAUCAAAAGCGAAGUGCUACUAUGGAAACUGCGCCAUUACCAACGAUUUGAAAGGAUACAACUGUGAAUGUCAAGAUGAUUGGAUUUUAUUAAAAAGUAAUGUCUGCUUUGGAGCAAGGGCAAACCAAUAUGGAACAUUCAACAUACAAUAUGAUGCAUACAUGACUGGCAUAAAAUUGGUGCAUGUUGGAGGAAAUGGAGUGACAUGCUUGGAGAAUGUAGCAUUGACAAAAUGGGGAUGCGAUUCUAUAAACCAAUAUUCUAACAAGUAUGUUAGUGUUGUUAUAACCAAUUAUCAAAACAACGUGCUUUACCCAUACAUGGGUCAUCUUGGGGAAGGUUUUUAUUCCGUACCAGGAUACAACGCGAACUCGCCAUACUUGAUCUUUGGUGGAAGGAAUUACACUGUUUACAGAAACAAAGAGUUGCGAAUACAUUAUGGUGAAACAUUAAUGGGAUACCACCAAAAAAACAAUGGUACAUCUUGCGCAGAUAUUUAUGCAAAGUUGUGUGACGUUUAAAUGUGAUGAUUGGUGAUUAAUUGACUGUGUCCUUUUUAUGACGUGUUUAUUCACAAGAUUCUAUUCUUAGGACAUUUUUUUUUAUUUUAAUGCUUCGUGUUUAUACAGAAUCUUUUUUUAACAUUAGUCGUUUUUUCACUGAACAGAAAAAUUCACUAAAGCUGUUUAAUUUUUAUUUAACCGGAAAACAAAGAAACGUUUCGUUUUAUAAUUUUUUAAGAAUAUUGUAAUCAAAAUUUAAAACAGUUUAAAAAGUACGUAAGCUUAAAGCACCAGGAUUAUUACCAGAAGAAUGGUUUAUAUAUAUUAUUUACGUAGAACCCUUGAUUUGCGAACUUACUCAAAAACUCCUUCAAUUCUUGUGACCUUUUUCUGAAGAAAAAUUGUUUUAUUAGAUGUAAAACUAUGCGAAUCAAAGAUCAAUCCUAAAUGUGCAACAAUAGAA